CGCGAGCGCUGCUGCCGGCGGCCGAGAGCGGGAGGCGCGCGGGGCUCGGCGGCGCGCGGAGGUCCCCUCUGAGGCAGCUGGAGCUCAAGUCUCCCAUCUUGAGGAUUUGGCCAGCCAGAAGAGGAAGGGAGGAUGGCAUGGGGCUUACCCAGGCCUGAGCAGUGAGCCCAAGCUUUUUGGACCUGGAGCACCGACUGGGAGGCUGCGCCGCUGGAGUGACUCAGGAAGAAUUGAUGCUCUGGCCCCCAGCGACAUGUUCAUGGUGUAAUGACAGGGGAGGAGCAGCCUUGCUUGGCCACAGAGGAGGACAUUGCAGCCAGUCCUGAAGAGACCUGAUAAGCUAGGGAAAUGAGCAGGUUUGCAGAAAAACUGGUGGCCUGAAAUUGAAGCCUAAGGAGUCGGUGCUUGGCUCUGGCUGAGAACAUGGCCAAUGACAUUGAUGAGCUCAUAGGCAUCCCUUUCCCUAACCACAGCAGCGAGGUGCUGUGCAGCCUCAACGAGCAGCGGCACGCGGGGCUGCUGUGCGACGUGCUGCUGGUGGUUCAGGAGCAGGAGUACCGGACCCACCGCUCCGUGCUGGCGGCCUGCAGCAAGUACUUCAAGAAGCUCUUCACGGCUGGUAGCCUGGCCAGCCAGCCCUAUGUCUACGAGAUCGACUUUGUCCAGCCUGAGGCUCUGGCUGCCAUCCUGGAGUUCGCAUAUACCUCCACCCUCACCAUCACCGCCUCCAACGUCAAGCACAUCCUCAACGCCGCCAGGCUGCUGGAGAUCCAGUGCAUCGUGAAUGUGUGCCUGGAGAUCAUGGAGCCCGGGGGCAACGGCGGCGAGGAGGACGACAAGGAGGACGACGACGAUGAUGAAGAUGACGAGGAGGAGGAGGAUGAGGAGGAGGAGGAAGAGGAGGAAGAGGAAGAAGAGGAUGACACAGAGGACUUUGCUGACCAGGAGAACCUGCCUGACCCCCAGGACAUCAACUGUCCCCAAAGCCCCUCCAAGACGGACCAUCUCACAGAGAAGGCCUUUUCAGACACACCCAGGGACUUUCCUGACUCCUUUCAGCCUGGCAGCCCUGGCCACCUGGGAGUGAUCCGAGACUUCUCCAUUGAAUCUCUGCUGAGGGAGAACUUGUACCCCAAAGCCAACAUCCCUGACAGAAGGCCCUCCUUAUCUCCAUUCACCCCAGAAUUCUUCCCACACCUCUGGCCAGGUGACUUUGGUGCCUUUGCCCAGCUGCCUGAGCAGCCCAUGGACAGUGGGCCACUGGAUCUAGUCAUCAAGGACCGAAAAAUCAAGGAGGAGGAGAAAGAGGAACUGGCCCCGCCCCCACCCCCUCCCUUCCCUAGCGACUUCUUCAAGGACAUGUUUCCUGACCUGCCUGGGGGGCCACUGGGCCCCAUCAAGGCGGAGAACGACUAUGGUGCCUAUCUCAACUUCCUGAGUGCCACCCACCUGGGGAGCCUCUUCCCAGCCUGGCCGCUGGUGGAGGAGCGCAAGCUGAAGCCCAAGGCCUCUCAGCAGUGCCCCAUCUGCCACAAGGUCAUCAUGGGAGCUGGGAAGCUGCCUCGGCACAUGAGGACGCACACCGGGGAGAAGCCGUACAUGUGCAGCAUCUGCGAGGUCCGCUUCACCAGGCAGGACAAACUGAAGAUCCACAUGCGGAAGCACACGGGGGAGCGGCCCUACCUGUGCAUUCACUGCAACGCCAAGUUCGUGCACAACUACGACCUCAAGAACCACAUGCGCAUCCACACGGGCGUGCGGCCCUACCAGUGCGAGUUCUGCUACAAGAGCUUCACGCGCUCCGACCACCUGCACCGCCACAUCAAGCGGCAAAGCUGCCGCAUGGCGCGACCCCGGCGCGGCCGCAAGCCCGCCGCCUGGAGGGCUGCCAGCCUGCUCUUCGGCCCAAGCGGCCCCGCAGCCGACAAGGCAGCCUUCGUGAUGCCACCCGCGCUGGGCGACGUGGGCGGCCACCUGGGCGGCGCGGCCGUGUGCCUCCCGGGCCCCAGCCCCGCUAAGCACUUCCUGGCGGCACCCAAGGGCGCCCUGAGCCUGCAGGAGUUGGAGCGGCAGUUCGAGGAGACGCAGAUGAAGCUGUUCGGACGCGCGCAGCUGGAGGCCGAGAGGAACGCGGGUGGCCUCCUGGCCCUGGCGCUGGCCGAGAACGUGGCCACCACGCGCCCCUACUUCCCGCUGCCCGACCCCUGGGCGGCCGGCCUGGCUGGCCUCCCGGGGCUCACCGGCCUCAACCACGUGGCCUCCAUGUCUGAAGCCAACAACUAGGCUGGCCCUGGUCCACCCCACUCCCAAACCCUGUCUUAAGUCCCUCUAAAGCCUGCCCUGCCCACCCAGUGGAUCUGAACUUUCUAGUUUGCAAACACAAAGGGAAAAUGAGAAGAUACGCUUUAGCUGAGAUGCUAUUCUCCUGGCCUUCGAGGGCAGCGUCUCCCCUUUGCUAGUGUCUGACCUGGACAUCUCUCCCCUAAGGGUUGGAAGUCCCCAGCUCUCCCUGGCUGUCUCUGAUUCACUUAGAAACACACAGGGCACCAUGUCUCAGAAAGCUCGGCGCUGGUGCCAGGAGCAUUGUGCCGGGGUAUGGGGCUGGGAGGAGGGAGCAGUCUGACCAGAGAGUUAUCGGAGGAGCCAGCAUGAGGACUGUGUCCUGACCAGGCACCUUGGUUGAGACAUGCUACCCUAUGGGGGAGGCCCUCCCAGCACUACUUUCGGAAUCAGGUUCCAGCGCAGAAGUCCCAGAUCCAAUUGAGCAAUGCAAACGGGCCAUGGGGAAAGACAGUCCCUACUGGGCAGACAGGCUUCCUGCAGCUAGGAGCCGGCAUGGAGUGAGCCUGUUUUAUAUUGGCUUGACCUGUGACCUUAGGCAGGUCAACCCUUAGGUGCCUCAGAGUCACCCUGCUGUGAAAGGGGGUGGUAACUUUUAUUCUCCUCCCCCUCGUACCUCCAGGUGGACAUCAGUGUUAGCCCCCGUGAGACAUGGCAGAACUAGACAGGGGUGACAGGGCGAAAGAGAUAAGCUGGGCUUCAUGGCUUUCAAUACCCGACCGUAGCCAGCUCCAAGCAUGGCAAAUUCUGCCCCACUUCCUGGCAGGCCACUGUCCUAUCUGGACACCCAUGGGAACAGCAGUCAGCACUGGCCCAUCCCACAUGCCCUCUCGAGUCCAGUCUCCUUGAGCUGACACUCAGGGGAUGGGAUCUAACAGACGCUACCUGUCCGCCUCCCCCACCCUGGAAGCGUCACAGCAGCUAGCACCCACCCAGGGCUCCUCUGUUUGCUUCUUGAGUGGGGGUUUCUCCAGGCUCGGGCUUUGCUGGAGACACCCUUCUGUUGUGUGUGAGCCCCUGCUCCCCCUUUCCAUAUCUGACCAAAGGGCUCCAGUGCCGGGAGGUGGAAUCCCUCAGGUUGUGGUGAGCUCUAUGCAGCAAGUCACCCUGGUUCUGGGUUGGUAGCAAGACAGCUUUGUUGGCCUGUGCCUUCUUGAGUUUGCAUUGGUUUCUUGAGAUCCCAGGGAGGAGACUCCAACUGCUUGGAAGGCCUAAGCCUGGAGUCCCAAGCCGUUGGUACACGAGAUGACGUUCUUCCAAUACUAAUUGCCUCGGCUUUUUCAUGUACAAAUCAAACACAAGCGGAAAAAAAAAAAAAAAACCAAAAAAAAAAAAAAAAAAAAAAAAACAAGGCCAGAGAAGACAGCAGACCCUGUCCCUCCUGAAGCUCCCGAGAGAGAGUCCCUGCCUGCCGGUGCCACCAGAUGACAGUCCCUCAGGAUGGCUUUCCCUCAGAUAGCCCAUGCUCCUCAUGCCGGGGCAGCUGCCCCUUAGAUCCCUGUCUGCCGUUCACCCGUCAACCAAUAGGCACACUGUCCCACCAGCCAAGUGACUGCAGCUGAACCAGACUCAGAACCAAUAGAGGGACCCCGGGAAGGCAGUGGUGUCAGGCUUCUGUUUUUAUUUUGUAAAGGUAAUGACUUCUUAUAAACUCACUUUUUCAGAUGACGGCUUAGUUGCUUUUGUCGUUUGUUUCUUCUGGGCUGCAGUUUGGAGUUGUACGUUGUAAAAUACCCAAAGAUGUUGAGUACUGUAUGAGCAAGCACUUGAAACAAAUGGGUCGUGGGGGAGGGGUGGGAUUUUUUUUGUUUGUUUGUUUGUUUUAUUCUGUUUUGUUUUGUUUAUGUUUCUGACUUCCCUGUCUAUGGGAGAACUUUGGAAUUUUUUUUCUAUUUAUAACUCUAUUUUAUGUGUGAUGCCUCUAUGUAAAAUGACACACAACAAAGUUUGCCUUAGUGAUUCAAGGGACAAUCUUCCAUAACUUUGGUCGCACGCCGCAUCCUGCCCAGAAAUGCUCAAGCUAAUUUUUCUGGCCUAUUUAUUAAACGAUAUUAA
Psammomys obesus (fat sand rat) is the source of this 4395-nucleotide messenger RNA. It is a transcript of the gene Zbtb7c, whose product is annotated as zinc finger and BTB domain containing 7C. The transcript has 6 exons. Gene Ontology annotation, biological process: regulation of transcription by RNA polymerase II. The record is from RefSeq and is a predicted model, not a curated record. The coding region runs from base 424 to 2283 and encodes 619 amino acids. Gene Ontology annotation, molecular function: DNA-binding transcription factor activity, RNA polymerase II-specific; RNA polymerase II cis-regulatory region sequence-specific DNA binding; protein binding. NCBI's taxonomy places the organism in Eukaryota, Metazoa, Chordata, Mammalia, Rodentia, Muridae.